This is a messenger RNA of Toxorhynchites rutilus septentrionalis, 516 nucleotides long. Its product is annotated as cytochrome c oxidase subunit 6A2, mitochondrial-like. Gene Ontology annotation, cellular component: mitochondrial inner membrane. Gene Ontology annotation, biological process: mitochondrial electron transport, cytochrome c to oxygen. NCBI's taxonomy places the organism in Eukaryota, Metazoa, Arthropoda, Insecta, Diptera, Culicidae. Gene Ontology annotation, molecular function: enzyme regulator activity. The record is from RefSeq and is a predicted model, not a curated record. The transcript has 2 exons. The coding region runs from base 90 to 416 and encodes 108 amino acids.
AAUACUCGGUUUGUUAUAAGUUGUUCGCAGCGGAUUUUACCUCUUUUCGUAUCAUAGAAAAACUUUUUUCCCUACACAAGCUUACGGUAAUGUCUCUCGUGAACCAUAUCCUGCGACGAGCAAUUUCACAAACUACGGCUCGUAAUUCCGCCGCUGCUUCUUCUUCAGCAGAUACAGCCCAAAAAGGUGGAGGAGGACGCAAACUAUUCAUGAUGCUUUCGUUGUUCGUUGCAUUUCCGGCCGUGGGUCUGUGUAUGGUAAACGCAUAUCUGCAGCCAGAUGACCAUGAACGUCCAGAGUUCGUGCCAUACGAACAUAUGCGCAUACGGACCAAACGUUUCCCAUGGGGCGAAGGAACCAAGAGUUUGUUCCAUAACCCACGAACCAAUGCUCUUCCUACUGGCUAUGAGGAUUAGGCCGUAUGUUCUGAUAUGGGUGCAAGGUUGCAAGACACAAACGCAGAGGGUGCACAUGGAACAAAUUGGAGAAUUUAUUAUCUGAAUCAGUAUUCAAUAA